Chaetomium globosum CBS 148.51 is the source of this 660-nucleotide messenger RNA. RefSeq names its product 60S ribosomal protein L10. Gene Ontology annotation, cellular component: ribosome; cytosolic large ribosomal subunit. The transcript is spliced from 3 exons. Gene Ontology annotation, molecular function: structural constituent of ribosome. Gene Ontology annotation, biological process: translation; ribosomal large subunit assembly. NCBI's taxonomy places the organism in Eukaryota, Fungi, Ascomycota, Sordariomycetes, Sordariales, Chaetomiaceae. The coding region runs from base 1 to 660 and encodes 219 amino acids. The record is from RefSeq and is a predicted model, not a curated record.
AUGGCGCGCCGACCCGCUCGUUGCUAUCGGUACUGCAAGAACAAGCCGUACCCUAAGUCGCGGUUCAACCGUGGUGUGCCGGACCCCAAGAUUCGCAUUUUCGAUCUCGGCCGCAAGCGUGCCACCGUCGAUGACUUCCCGCUCUGCAUCCACCUUGUGUCCAACGAGUAUGAGCAGCUGAGCUCCGAGGCCCUCGAGGCCGCCCGUAUUUGCGCCAACAAGUACCUCGUCAAGACGGCCGGUAAGGAAGGUUUCCACCUCCGCGUCCGCGCCCACCCGUACCACGUCGUCCGUAUCAACAAGAUGUUGUCUUGCGCCGGUGCCGAUAGACUGCAAACUGGUAUGCGUGGUGCUUGGGGUAAGCCCAACGGCACUGUCGCCCGCGUCAACAUUGGCCAGAUUCUCAUGAGCGUCCGCACUCGUGACACUAACCGCGCCUUUGCCCUCGAGGCCCUCCGCCGCUCCCAGUACAAGUUCCCUGGCCGCCAAAAGAUCAUUAUCUCCAAGAACUGGGGUUUCACCCCUCUCCGUCGUGAAGAGUACCUGGAGAAGAAGGCCGCUGGCCGCGUCAAGGUCGACGGUGCCUACGUCCAGUUCCUCAGCAACCGCGGCAACCUCGAGAACAACAUGAAGCGCUUCCCGGAUGCCUUCACCGCCUAA